Messenger RNA from Bombus huntii, 1272 nucleotides. RefSeq names its product cytochrome b5-like (gene Cyt-b5). The record is from RefSeq and is a predicted model, not a curated record. Lineage: Eukaryota; Metazoa; Arthropoda; Insecta; Hymenoptera; Apidae. The transcript is spliced from 4 exons. Gene Ontology annotation, cellular component: intracellular membrane-bounded organelle; membrane. Gene Ontology annotation, molecular function: heme binding. Bases 212 to 559 code for a protein of 115 amino acids.
AUUCAGACUGUAGCUACAGUCGUAGCUAACGUAUAAGCCGCGGAAUAAAAUUUUUGCGUGAUUUGUAUUUUUCAAACAGAGCUUAGCGUAUUGAGCACUGUAAAUAAUACAUCAUUUACCACAUUUCAAUAUUUUAUUCAUUCUUUUCAGUAAUAUUUAUAUAAUACUUAUAUAUUUACUUUAAAAUAUUGUCCACUGCAGAAGAAAAAAUAUGGCGUCCGAAAAUAGCACUGUUGAUACCGCUUAUACCAAAUUUUACACGCGGGAAGAAGUCGCUAAGCAUAAUGAUAGUAAAGAUCUGUGGUUUAUUAUUCACAAUAAAGUUUACAAUGUGACUCAAUUUAUAAGUCAUCCUGGUGGAGAAGAAGUUCUUUUGGAACAAGGUGGUCAAGAUUGUACAGAAGCCUUUGAAGAUAUUGGUCAUUCAAGUGAUGCAAGAGAAUUAAUGGAGAUAUUCAAAAUUGGAGAAUUAGUAGAAGAGGAAAGAACAAAGGGAAGCAGUGAUGUAACUGAUGUGUCUGAUGUAGAUAAUUCAAGUCAGUGCAGCAUCGUGAUGUGAUCAUUGCCAGUUGCAGUGGUUCUUGGCGAUCGUGGCUGAUUCCAAUUGCUCUUGGGGUACUGGCGACUCUUGUCUAUCGUUACUUUAUUAAAGCACACUGAAUCAUUCCUGAUAUUUAUUUUUUUGUAAUUUGUAUUAUACAUAAACGAAUGUUAUAAAUAACUAAUCAAAGAGUACUAUGUAUAUUGCACAUAACUACAGUCUUGUUUUAUGACAUGAAAUUGCACACACAAACUGGCCUAGCAUAAAAACAUUUAUAAAACAAAAAUUCAUUUGUUAUAUUUAAGCUAAAAUAUAUAUAAACACGCGCGCGCGCGUUUCAUACACAUGUAAUAAUACGAAUUAUAUUAACUGCAAGUACAAAAAUAAAGUAAUUUUAUUUACAUACUGGUACAGAAGUUCCUGUGAAACAAAGGAACAAGAAUUGGCUCCAGAUCAAUAUUUUAAAAACACAUUGAUUGCAAUUACCAUUCUGAUUGUAUAUAUAAAGAUAUUUACACUUAGUUAAAGAAUAUAUGAGCAAAUUAAGAAUUAUUUAAAAAAUAUAUUUAAACAAUAUUUAGAAGAAUUCUUAAAGUUGCAUUUGUCAAAAACAUAUUUAAAAUUAGUUUACAUGUAUAAUCAACAAUGCAAUAUUUUGUAAUAUUAUGAGAAUGAAAUUGUUAAGUUUUCUAUUGUAAAAUUAUAUAUAUUAUAAAAUAUGUUCUAUUAUA